GAGGCAGUACACGCCUGCCCGGGAGCUGCUUUUUGUGCACGUUACUUCCGAAGACAGUUUAUUUGUUUAGUUUAAAACCCCGAUCAUAAGUGGCCCUCCUUGAUAAAUUGGAGCGCAAAGGAUGCUGCUUUCACAAAGAGCAGGUGUAUUCUGACAUGUGGAGGCGCAGGGCACAGAGCAGGAGCGAGUGACAACAGCGGGGGGGGACCACAAUACCUGCCUCAAAGGAAAAGCCAUUACCUUUAAAAAUCUUCCUGAAAAAGACGCUUCUUCCUCUAAAAAUAUCCGGAUUUUUCUUGCAACUUAAAGGCCGUCGUGAAAACCGGGACAGUAUGGGUACUAUGGGACGCACAGCUCCCAUAGUGACAAAAAGCUAGGUCUGCUCUGUUGGCUACUCUUAGAGCUGCUUCACUGAAAUCAGGCUUAUCAUCUGCAAGGAUGCUCGGAGCAGCUCUGUCAACGCAGUCGGUCUACAUAGGAAUGGAAGUGAUUAUUGCAGUCGCGUCUGUCAUCGGGAAUGUGAUGGUGGUUUGGGCGGUGAAAAUAAACAGAUCGUUGCGAGAUACUACCUUUUGUUUUAUCGUUUCCCUGGCUUUGGCGGACAUUGCGGUGGGAGCCCUCGUCAUCCCCUUGGCCAUUACUAUCAGUAUCGGACUCCAAACUCACUUCUACAGCUGCCUGCUCGUGGCGUGCACAAUGCUGGUGCUGACACAAAGUUCAAUCCUGGCCCUCCUGGCUAUUGCGAUUGACCGCUAUCUCAGAGUCAAGAUCCCGACCAGGUACAAGCAAGUGGUGACCACUCGGAGAGCAGGUCUGGCAGUGGUGAUAUGCUGGACAGUGGCUUUUAUUGUGGGGCUCACACCCAUGUUAGGAUGGAACAACCUGAGUCACCUGCAGCAGAACAGUUCCAUCAGCUCUGACCUCGUUAUCACCUGCCAGUUUGAAAACGUCAUCAGCAUGGACUACAUGGUGUAUUUCAACUUUUUUGGCUGGGUGCUGCCACCGCUGCUUCUCAUGCUGGGUAUCUAUGCAGAGAUCUUCUAUAUGAUCCACAAGCAACUUAACAAUAAGAAGUUCACUACCAGUCACACUGACCCCAACAAGUACUAUGACAAGGAGUUGAAUCUUGCUAAAUCUCUGGCUCUGGUCCUUUUUCUCUUUGCCAUCUGCUGGCUCCCCCUCCACAUCUUCAACUGCAUCACACUCUUCUGCCCUGAGUGCCAGAAGCCCAUAGUCCUCCUACCCAUUGCCAUCUCUCUCACCCACGGUAACUCUGCUGUCAACCCAAUAGUCUACGCUUUCCGCAUUAAGAGGUUCCGAACAGCCUUUCGGAAAAUCUGGCAGCAGUAUUUCUGCUGCAAGGACACACCACCUCUGGAAAUUCAGCACAGCGACAGGAAAGUGAUGCCCAAUCCAGAGUCACAGCAGGCAGCAUCUCCACAGGCCCCUCAGAAGAAAAUCAUCACACCUGAUCCAACGGGACAGCAGCCACCCUCACCUGAGCAGCAGCAAGACCAGAGGCCUGAACCACCACAGUAAUCUGAAGAAUGUACAUCCUUAAUGGAACACAAUGCAGUCUAGGCCAAGGCACAGAGCUGAUUCUUGGCUGGGACAGUAAUGCUUGAGCACCGGCUCUGUCCUCAUUUGAAUCUAGUUUAAUGAGGAGCAUGAAGUGCUAUGGUGCUGGAGGAACUCGGACAAUUUAUGGAUCCUAAAAACUGGAGGGUCAUUUAUUUUUACUCAGGAGUAAAGGAUUUACUAAAAAUCUGAUCACAGUGGAAAAAAAAGACAAAAUGGUAUCUAUAAACCUAAAUAACAGAAGUCUUUUUAUAAUGACCAAGUGUUUAUCUUAGUAAGAGACUGAAGGCAUUAAGCUUUAACUGCUUUGUUCAUUAUGGUGAAACAGUUAGUGUGAACAUGACCAAUUGUGCAAUAUAAGUUAUUGUGGUUGGUCAGUAUCUGAUUAUCAUAUGUUAUAACUUGCUACAGAAUGAAAGUCGAUAUGUUCAUUAGAGGGGGUUUGUCUUACUGCUGUAAUACUGUGUGUAUGUUUAAACUGACAGUGGCUGAAGAACAUGAAUGUAAUAAUGUCAGAGGGAGACUCUAACAGCCCAGCUGUUCUCUUUUUUAGGGUAUUAGUUGCAUGACAGUGGUAGAGAAAGUGGAAU
Monopterus albus (swamp eel) is the source of this 2168-nucleotide messenger RNA. It is a transcript of the gene adora1b, whose product is annotated as adenosine A1 receptor b. Gene Ontology annotation, biological process: G protein-coupled adenosine receptor signaling pathway. The record is from RefSeq and is a predicted model, not a curated record. Gene Ontology annotation, cellular component: synapse; plasma membrane; dendrite. Lineage: Eukaryota; Metazoa; Chordata; Actinopteri; Synbranchiformes; Synbranchidae. Gene Ontology annotation, molecular function: G protein-coupled adenosine receptor activity. The coding region runs from base 439 to 1539 and encodes 366 amino acids. The transcript has 2 exons.